Molecule: messenger RNA, 2004 nt
Organism: Paramisgurnus dabryanus
Lineage: Eukaryota; Metazoa; Chordata; Actinopteri; Cypriniformes; Cobitidae
Product: ras-related protein rab7
Biological process (GO): endosome to lysosome transport; phagosome-lysosome fusion
Cellular component (GO): phagocytic vesicle; lysosome; late endosome
Molecular function (GO): GTPase activity; GTP binding
Source: RefSeq, a predicted model, not a curated record
CAGUGGAGGGAGUGUUGCUGUUGCUCUCAAUACAACACACGAAUGCUCACGGCACGCAAACUGUCCGUGACAAACACGAGACAACACCCGAGGAGUCUGUCCACGCAUAAUCCAAGACUGUGACGUGUUGGGACGUGUUUUUUAUGUUGUUGUUAUAUGACAGCAGAAGAUUGAGCUCGAGGUGGCAUUUAUCAGAAAGUUCUGUUUAGUUCAGGAUGUCUUCUCGUAAAAAGGUUCUCCUGAAGGUCAUCAUUCUUGGGGAUACUGGUGUUGGAAAGACAUCGCUGAUGAACCAAUAUGUUAAUAAGAAAUUCAGCAAUCAGUAUAAAGCUACGAUCGGUGCGGACUUUCUUACCAAGGAGGUGAUGGCGGAUGACAGGCUGGUGACAAUGCAGAUUUGGGACACGGCAGGACAGGAGCGGUUUCAGUCUUUGGGCGUGGCGUUUUAUCGUGGUGCGGACUGUUGCGUGCUGGUGUAUGACGUGACAGCGCCAAACACCUUCAAAACCCUCGACAGCUGGAGGGAUGAGUUCCUCAUUCAGGCCAGUCCACGAGACCCAGAGAACUUCCCCUUUGUAGUGCUUGGUAACAAGAUCGAUUUGGAGAACAGACAGGUGACGACAAAGCGAGCACAAGCAUGGUGUCAGAGCAAAAAUGAUAUUCCUUAUUUUGAGACCAGUGCAAAGGAGGCUAUCAACGUGGACCAGGCUUUCCAGACCAUCGCUCGCAAUGCCCUCAAACAGGAGGCUGAGGUGGAGACGUACGACUUCCCGAGUCAAAUUAAACUGCGAGACGACAGACCUGUGUCCUCCAGCGAUGGCUGCAGCUGUUGAAACCAUACGUGGAGAACGAGAGGACCAGAGGUGAAGAGAGCGGGCGGGAUAGGCCAGCGUACAGGAUGGACCGAUCUCUCCGGUGCAAACAUCCUUCUUCAAACGUCUGUGUAAAGAACUGUUAGGAAUGUAAAGAAACUCCCUGCCCUAGCAUUAGUUUUAAUAUAUAACUACAUUUAUGGAUUUAUUUCUAUUUAGAGUAAUGAACUGUAAUAGUUAUUCUAUUAUUUACAGAUGAUUGCUUUUCUUUAUAUUGCUACUUGUUUUUUUUUUUAUAAUGUAUUCUCUCAUCUUCGUGUAUUACAGCCCAUUCAGACUUGACUUUUGCUUGCACGUCUGUCUGUCUGUUAUUUGGGUGCCUUUAAUUUUUUUUAAGUUGUAGAGAAAGUCGCUGUCACAUUUCCUUUGUUUGCCAAAUUUUGCUGCUUUAACCUUAAUGUGUUCUUUAACUAAUAAUAACAACUUGGCACACAGUACAAACAGCCGGUGCAAGCUCAACGAAAUAUAAAAAUCUACAAAAUAUCAAAAUAUUUAUCAACUGCCAUUCAGUUUGUGCCCGAGACGCCCUGAAUUAGCGUCACGUGUGGUACUCGUCGUUGGUAGAUGCUUUCAUGCGUUUGUGUCACAUGAAAGUUUUAAGGAGCUAAAGUGCAAUCAGUUUAGUUAAACUAGCAAUGCAACAAAUGUUGCUUUUCUGUUGAAUGAGUGAUUCCCCAGUUUGAAUGAAUGAAUGAAUGUAACAAAUUAACCUAAUUAAUCUAAUUCUUGUGUCUCGUGAAAACAUUUCUUGACCUCAUGCUUGAGUAUAUUUUACUUUUACCUCCAGAUAGUAGACACAUUUCUAAGGGGCUCAGUUUGAUAAAAUGAUGGGUUUGACGUGCUAAGUCAAAUAAAAUCUGAACGCACAAAUUGUCAGAUCAAAUGUGAAGGAAACCUGAAAUCACAAAGUGAGCCCCAACAAUCUUAAACUGUGUUUUUUUAACAUAUCUUUAUUUCUGUAAAUCAGUAUUGUAGAUCAAAAUGAAAACAUUAUUAUUGGUGAUGUCUCCCAAUAAAAACAAAUAAACAUCUGUUCCUAUUUUAUACAAAUUACACCUUUCCUGGUACAUUGUUAAAUCAUCUCUUGAUAUUGUUUUCUGAUCAAUGCUCAAUUAAUAAAUCUUUAUUCAAA